This is a messenger RNA of Acaulospora morrowiae, 474 nucleotides long. The record is from the annotation of a GenBank genome assembly. Lineage: Eukaryota; Fungi; Glomeromycota; Glomeromycetes; Diversisporales; Acaulosporaceae.
AUGUCGGGCAUAUGUAAAACUAGGCUUCAAGAGGAACGUAAACAGUGGCGAAAAGAUCACCCAUACGGCUUUUAUGCGAAACCAGAAAACACUGAAGGCGGAUUAAAUCUAAUGGUUUGGAAUGUUGGUAUUCCUGGACCAAAAGGGACCCCUUGGGAGAACGGGAUGUACAAGCUUGUAUUUACAUUUCCCGAAGACUAUCCUGUGAAACCUCCAAAAUGUAAAUUUGUUCCUCCUCUCUUCCAUCCGAACGUGUAUCCGUCCGGUACAGUCUGUUUGUCAAUUUUGAAUGAAGAUGAAGCGUGGAAACCAUCGAUCAGAAUCAAAGACAUUGUCAUAGGUAUACAAAAACUUCUCAAUGAACCGAACCUCAACAGUCCAGCUCAAUCAGAAGCUUAUAUGAUGUUCAAAAAUGAUCUUGUAGCAUACGAAAAGCGCAUCAAGCUGCAAGCGCAGGAACGAAGAGCGGACUAG